This is a messenger RNA of Castor canadensis (American beaver), 987 nucleotides long. RefSeq names its product peroxiredoxin 4 (gene Prdx4). Gene Ontology annotation, cellular component: endoplasmic reticulum; cytosol. Gene Ontology annotation, biological process: response to oxidative stress; cell redox homeostasis; cellular response to stress. NCBI's taxonomy places the organism in Eukaryota, Metazoa, Chordata, Mammalia, Rodentia, Castoridae. Gene Ontology annotation, molecular function: thioredoxin peroxidase activity. The record is from RefSeq and is a predicted model, not a curated record.
CUGGCUCGCGCGGGUGUCGUGCACGCGGUUGUGGCUGCUGGCGGCGGGAGAACUCGUGCUCGCGCUUAGGGACGUGUUUUCGCGCUCGCGUGGUCAUGGAGGCGCCGCCAGGGCUGCUAGCCGGGAUGCGUCCAGCCAGUGGCUGGAGCCGAAAGCUGCUUUUGCUGCUGCUGCUGCCUCUGCUACUGUUCCUGCUGUCGACCAGGGCUCUGCAGGGCUUGGAGACAGAGGAGAGGCCCCGGACCCGCGAAGAGGAGUGCCACUUCUACGCAGGUGGACAAGUGUACCCAGGAGAGGCGUCCCGGAUAUCAGUCGCAGACCACUCCCUGCACCUAAGCAAAGCCAAGAUUUCUAAGCCAGCCCCUUAUUGGGAAGGAACAGCUGUGAUAAAUGGAGAAUUCAAGGAGCUCAAGUUAACUGAUUACCGUGGGAAAUACUUGGUGUUUUUCUUCUACCCACUUGAUUUCACAUUUGUGUGUCCAACUGAAAUCAUUGCUUUUGGUGACCGAAUUGAAGAAUUCAGAUCUAUAAAUACCGAAGUGGUAGCAUGCUCUGUUGAUUCACAGUUUACUCAUUUGGCCUGGAUUAAUACCCCUCGUAGACAAGGAGGACUUGGAUCAAUAAAGAUUCCUCUUCUUUCAGACCUGAACCAUCAGAUCUCAAAAGACUAUGGUGUUUAUCUUGAGGACUCAGGCCAUACUCUUAGAGGUCUCUUUAUUAUUGAUGACAAAGGGAUCCUAAGACAGAUUACUCUGAAUGAUCUUCCUGUGGGUAGAUCUGUGGAUGAGACACUACGUUUGGUUCAAGCAUUCCAGUAUACUGACAAGCAUGGAGAAGUCUGCCCUGCUGGCUGGAAACCUGGUAGUGAAACAAUAAUCCCAGAUCCAGCUGGAAAACUGAAGUAUUUUGAUAAACAAAACUGAAAAAUACUUCAUCAAGUUUUCAUGCUUGAACAUCCUCAAUAAAGGUCACUGUUUCACUCCCAUA